Verruconis gallopava is the source of this 1649-nucleotide messenger RNA. RefSeq lists its product as uncharacterized. The transcript has a single exon. Lineage: Eukaryota; Fungi; Ascomycota; Dothideomycetes; Venturiales; Sympoventuriaceae. The record is from RefSeq and is a predicted model, not a curated record. Bases 706 to 1155 code for a protein of 149 amino acids.
AGCCUCACAAGGAGUUUGCAGAGCUUGUCUCGACACGCUUUGGCAAUGGUUCGCCCUUCUGCCAUGUUUUUUCCAUCUAGAGACGCAAAGCUUGGUUUCAAAUGUCUUCGUGGCCGGUCAGGCGGCGCUUGCGUUGCCCGAAAGGCAGUGAAGAAAUGAGAAGGAUUGCUGCUACCAAGUUCUGUGGGCAUAAUCGAACUACGCGUCACAUAGCAAGCUCGAAAGUCAACGAAGAACAGUUUCAGUAAACAUGUUACGCAAACUCGUUCAUGCAUAAUGCUCCGAUCCAGCUACACAGAGGAUUCACACAGCAACCGGGUAAUGCGGGAGACCCUUGCAGAAGUCCUUUGCCUUAGCAGGUCAGGUACUGGAUACUUGCAGGUUACUCAAGUUGAUCCCGAACCAAUAACGGCCAGGUCAAGACAAGAGUCUACGCACGAGGCUGUGCAACGGGCAAGUUUACGUCACAAGUGACAGCCGUGGUUGGUGGUUGGCAGAAACGGGAACUGUUGGGCCUGGGCGACAGGCGAGUGGGUAUUGUAACCUGUAGAACGCCAUUUCUCUGGCGUCAUCUGCCAUGCUCCUCUAUAUAACCUGCUGCACACCACCUGCUCAAAUGCUUCAGUCUUUCCAACCAACCAACCUAUCACUCACAAACGAGAACACACAACUCACUUCAAACCAUCUAACAAUCCCAACGUCAAUAUGCGCUUCCAGACUGUCCUCCUCACGACCCUUGCCGCCUUGGGCUCUGCUCAGACCACAACCCAAGAUGCUGUCGGCUCGAUCCUUUCUAACGUGAACUCGGCCGGCGCUUCUAUCGCCUCUGACGCUGCCAGCGUCAUCAGCAGCCUUACCUCAGACAUUGGAAGUCUGCACAGCGCCGCCUCUACCGCUACGGGUAGCGCAGCCUCAAGCAUCAGCUCCGCCAUCUCAGGUGCUUCCGCCAGCGCCUCAUCCGUUCAGAGCUCUGCAGCAAGCCAAGCUGCGUCUGCGGGUUCUAGCGCAUCCAGCGCAAUGUCCAGCGCGGCCAGCUCGGCAGCCAGCGCGGCUUCUAGUGCGGCCAGCUCUGCCAGCUCAUCGGCCGGUGGAGCAAGACAGACCGCCGCAGCGGGUGUGCUGGCUGGCGCUCUUGCGGUCGCUGGUUUGCUAUAAAGCAAUCGUUCAUUCGCUCGACAUCGGGGUAUGAACCGGAUAUGAAAAGAGAAAGUUGAAUUGCCAGGACACUGCGCAAAUAACUGUCCGAUACUCGCUCAUGAAGCAGAAUCACAUCAUUUCAGCAUGAAGAAUCAACACUUGUACGGGAUACUGAAUAAUGUGUAUGGAUACGGAAAUCGAGAGAACACAAUGCGAAGAUGCUAGGAAGUGGUAAUGCCUACAAUGCGAUUUUUCUUAUCAAGACUACCUCUUUAUUUUGCAACCUGUGACUGAAUGUUCCUUCUCCUCUUGUACUUCAUGACUUAUACUUCUUGCUUGCUGCUGCCUUUGAUGCUGUGUGAAAGAGGUAGAAAAGAUGUAGAUUGAUCUUGUGCAAGAUUACGACGUCAUCCUAAGACCAGGUUUUGUCACCGCCGACUUGAUACGAAACGGAUUUUAGUGCAUGGCAUUCGAAACUGCCCCCGACCAUCAGGUUGUUAAGAAUAAUUCGC